Messenger RNA from Populus nigra (black poplar), 1290 nucleotides. RefSeq names its product glycine-rich cell wall structural protein 1-like. The transcript has 3 exons. NCBI's taxonomy places the organism in Eukaryota, Viridiplantae, Streptophyta, Magnoliopsida, Malpighiales, Salicaceae. Bases 1 to 1290 code for a protein of 429 amino acids. The record is from RefSeq and is a predicted model, not a curated record.
AUGGCGGCUGUAUCUCCAAAAUGGGUUUCUUUUCUUCUACUUUUCUUUUGCAUCGUUCUUCAUUUGAGUGCUAUCACUCUGGGUGAUGACAAACUUGACAAAACUAGGUUUGGUGAUGAUAACUGCGGGUUUGGUCGAAGAGGCUGUUGUGGUCGGUUUGGUGGUGGACGAGGAGGUGGUGGAGGUUUAGGUGGUGGUGCUGGAGGAGGUGUUGGUGGGGGAGGUGGUUUUGGUGGGGGUGGUGGAGGUGGUGUUGGUGGUGGGUCGGGUCAUGGUGGAGGCUUUGGAACAGGAGGUGGUGUAGGUGGUGGUCUUGGAGGCGGUGCUGGUGGGGGAGGAGGCGGUGGAGGUGGAGGAGGGGGUGGGGGUGGUGUUGGUGGCGGUUCAGGUCAUGGCGGGGGCUUCGGUGCAGGAGGCGGCGUAGGCGGUGGUCUUGGAGGCGGUGGAGGGGGAGGAGGGGGUGGUGGUGUUGGUGGUGGGUCAGGUCAUGGUGGAGGCUUUGGAGCUGGAGGUGGUGUAGGUGGCGGGCUCGGAGGUGGUGCUGGAGGAGGCGGCGGCGGAGGCGGAGGAGGGGGUGGGGGUGGUGUUGGUGGCGGUUCAGGUCAUGGCAGGGGCUUCGGGGCAGGAGGCGGUGUAGGUGGUGGCCUUGGAGGCGGCACUGGUGGAGGAGGAGGCGGUGGAGGGGGAGGAGGGGGUGGGGGUGGGGGUGGUGUUGGUGGUGGUUCGGGUCAUGGCGGGGGCUUCGGGGCUGGAAGUGGUGUAGGUAGUGGCCUUGGAGGUGGUGCUGGUGGGGGCGGAGGCGGUGGAGGGGGAGGUGGUGGUGGAGGCGGCGGUGGAGGAGGUGGUGGUGGUGGAGGUAUCGGUGGCGGUUCAGGUCAAGGUGGGGGCUUCGGAGCAGGAGGUGGUGUAGGUGGUGGUCUUGGAGGCGGUGCUGGUGGAGGUGGUGGAGGAGGAGGAGGAGGUGGCGGUGGUAUUGGUGGUGGUUCAGGUCAUGGCGGGGGCUUUGGAGCUGGAGCUGGUGUAGGUGGUGGUGGUGGCCUUGGAGGUGGUGCUGGUGGAGGAGGAGGAGGAGGUGGAGUCAUAGGUGGAGGACCAGGCCAUGGAGGUGGCUUUGGUGCAGGUGGAGGUGUAGGAGGUGGUGCUGGUGGUGGUUUAGGUGGCGGAAGUGGUGGUGGAGCAGGUGGAGGAUUUGGAGUUGGAAUUGGCGUUGGUAUAGGAGUUGGCGUUGGUGCAGGUGCCGGCCAGGGAUCUGGUAUUGGUUCUGGCAGUGGUAACAGUGGCAGGCAUUAA